GAUUUACAAAUUUUUAGCAGCUCUGAAAGUGAAUAUAAUAGUGACAAUAAUUUAAAUGAUUAUGUAUCUACGGAUAAUCUAAAAGAUAAUAAUAUACUUGAAAAUGAUUUAGAAAAUAACAAUAACUAUGAGCAUCAACCAACAUUUGCCCAAUUUGGUCGCAAUUUAACUGUCGAUCAAGUCGAAUAUUACUUUGAGUUUCAAGAAUAUCCUAAAACUUCUGAAACUGGUGUCGCUAGUAUAUACAAUGUUUCCGGUUGGAAACCAGAUGAUGCUAAAAAUACUUUUAGAAUUUCUAAUAUCCAAUAUGCUUAUAGCGAUCCUAGAACUAUUCGAUCAAUUCAGAAAUGUCCAUUUUUAGCAACUCUCAAUAUUGAACAUAUAUCGGUUAAUUUUGAAGAUCAACUUCAUAAAAACAUCUUCGAUGCAAAUAAAUUUUCAGUUGAUACAUUUACUCUUAA
Racocetra persica is the source of this 461-nucleotide messenger RNA. The record is from the annotation of a GenBank genome assembly. NCBI's taxonomy places the organism in Eukaryota, Fungi, Glomeromycota, Glomeromycetes, Diversisporales, Gigasporaceae.